Messenger RNA from Lycium barbarum (goji berry), 1336 nucleotides. RefSeq lists its product as uncharacterized. Gene Ontology annotation, molecular function: catalytic activity. The coding region runs from base 37 to 939 and encodes 300 amino acids. The record is from RefSeq and is a predicted model, not a curated record. The transcript is spliced from 5 exons. Lineage: Eukaryota; Viridiplantae; Streptophyta; Magnoliopsida; Solanales; Solanaceae.
UCCUGUCAUAUAUUCGUGCCAUUGAAUAUAUACACAAUGGCCAAAUGCCUUAGCUUCACAGCAUCAAGAGAUCGUUUCUACCGAUACUUUUUCUCCUUUUCUGGGCUACGUUCUGUAACAACAGAUCUUGAAGAUGGAAGCACCAUGCAUUGUUGGAUACCUAAAGUUCAUGAACAAACAAAACCUAACCUCUUUCUUGUGCAUGGAUUUGGUGCCAAUGCAAUGUGGCAAUAUAGUGAUCUCCUAAGACAUUUUACUCCCCAUUUUAAUGUCUACCUUCCUGAUCUCCUCUUCUUCGGUGAGUCCGCCACGACGCGCCCGGAGAGGACCGAGAGUUUUCAGGCGAAAUGUGUCAAGAAGUUGAUGGAGGUGCACGGUGUGCUUAGGACGAGCCUUGUGGGGAUUAGUUAUGGAGGGUUUGUUGGUUAUAGCCUUGCAGCUCAAUAUCCUGAGGCAGUGGAAAGGUUGGUGUUGUGUUGUGCAGGUGUUUGCUUAGAGGAGAAAGAUAUGAAAGAUGGCUUGUUUCAGGUCUCUGAUUUGGAUGAAGCUGCUAGCAUUUUAUUGCCACAGACACCUGAAAAGCUAAGGGAAUUGAUGCGUUUCUCGUUUUUUAAGCCUGUCAAAGUGAUGCCCUCCUACUUCCUUUCGGAUUUUAUUGACGUGAUGUGCACCGAUUAUGUGAACGAGAAAAGAGAACUCAUCCAAAAUUUACUCAAAGAUAGACGACUUUCUAAUCUUCCUAAGAUUUCCCAGUCCACAUUAAUUAUUUGGGGAGAACAAGACAGGAUAUUCCCAUUAGAACUGGGGUAUAGACUGCAGAGGCAUAUUGAAGGGAAUGCUCAGUUAGUAGUUAUCAGAAAUGCGGGACAUGCAGUCAACUUGGAGAAACCAAAGGAGUUUGCUAAACAGUUGAAGGCAUUUCUUGUUGAUAAUUGUUAAAACAUCUCCAUCUGAUUAAUUUGGACAACAAUUCUGCAGCUAGCGGCGAACUCAGGAUUCAGACACUGUGGGUUCUGAGUUGAGAGAUUGAAUUCUAAAAUGUAUAGUUAAGUUUAUGUACGCUUUGUUUUUGCACAUAUAUGUCUAAUUCAACCCCCUAAUACUAGGUUUUGCCUAACCAGAGAACCCAUUGUUGAAUCCGCCAUUGUCUGCAACUGCCGGAUAAUCAUCAGAAAUUUUAAAGGAGAGAUAGAAAAGAAAAAGGUCGAUGUAAGAGAAAGUUGGGAUUGAUGUGCAUUGUAGAAUUUUCACUUAAUUGAACUGUACAUUUGUGCCAUAAAAUUCUUUGCUUUGUAAUUUCACCUGGUGUCAGCAAGAAGUUCCAAAUUGUUUUUAU